AUGACCCUCUGUCCUCCUUCUAUUGCCAAUGCUUCCUCACACCUUGUCUUCACUUCUCCCACUGCAGGUCAAGCUAUAUAUCCCCAUUCUUUUACUGCCACAACAACAACUUCCUCUUUGGAUGCUAAUAUAUACACGAAGAUGCGUGAAUUCUCCAUCGUUGAUGGUUUUGUUGAGAUAAGUGAAUGCAUAGCAGAGAUGACCAAGUACGUGGGUAAUGAACCAUCUGUUGGGCUUUUCUUUAUCCAACAGCAUGCCCAAAACGCAGUGCCCAAUGUCAUCGAAGUUAAGAAAAAUGUUGCCGAGAAGUCUCAUGAAACAGCUUUGCACACAGAAGAUUUGGAGGACUCUGUCGCAGUGGUUCGAUCAAUGAAAGAGCACGGGUUUCCCAUAGCUGAUAAGAUGGUUGGAGAGAUUAAAAAAUCUCUUAAAACUAUGGCAACAAAACAGCCGAAAAGAGGGUUGAUUAGUCCAUUAUCACGUUCUUAUUCUGAAAGAGCUAGUUUUUAUGCUGAGAAGGGCAACGAAAAAAAGAGUAACUAUGUUUCAAAUGUUUUGAAGUCAGCGAAACAGAAGGCUAGCAGCUUCAAGUGGCGACAGCUUGAUACUCGGGGGUCGAUAGAUUCCAUGGAUGAAAAGCAACAGAUGUACCCUAAUUUGCCAUUGUCAGUCUCAUCUAAAAGCAUUACUUCAUCUUUUUGGGCUGCCGAAACUGAUGAGUUGCCUGUAGCAAGCCAAGUUGAAGAUGAGUCUCUACAUGAACAACCUGAUGUUAGUGAUGUUAGCAUUAAUUUAUUGUCAGUAUCAUCAGAUAGAUAUGAUGACUUCAAAGCUAGUAAAGUAGCUAAACUAGAGAAGUGGCUGGAUGGAGCUGGCAACCUUGAUGAUAAUUGCGGUACAGGUGAUGAAAAAAGCUUGGCUACACUUCAAUAA
This is a messenger RNA of Sphenostylis stenocarpa, 933 nucleotides long. The record is from the annotation of a GenBank genome assembly. Lineage: Eukaryota; Viridiplantae; Streptophyta; Magnoliopsida; Fabales; Fabaceae.